ACGCCCUGCCGUGCAUGCCCUGGAACAGGUGGCGGGGGAAGCAGAGCGUCGAGGACGCGAAGAAGGAGCACGAGGCCCUCGCGCAGUGGAAGCGGGACGGGUUCCGGAGCCCGCGCUUCGAGGAGUACUACCGGGCGCAGCGGCUCUUGCCCGAGGGCGAGUGGCCCGCGCUCCGGGCGGCCAUGGCGCGGCCGCUGCCCGCCACCUUCCGCGUGAACCCCGGCCACGCGCGGAGCGAGAAGCUGCUGCAGCGGCUGCGCAGCGGGGCGCUGGGCGGUGGGCAGAAGGCAGGCCCGGGCGAUGUGGGCGCGGGCGGCCUUCGUGAGUGGCGCUGGCGCGGCUCUACGCUCAAGUUCCUGGUGCGCCCCCUCCGCCACUUGCCGGGCGGCCUGGUGGCCUGGGAACUCGGCAUGGACAAGGUUGCCCUGCGCGUGGGGCGGAGGAAGUUCCCCGCCCUGGCUGCCCUGCACGACGCCAUCCAGCGGGGGGUCGCGGCGGGCUACGUCAUGCGGCAGGAGGUCGUCUCCAUGCUUCCGGCCGUGCUUCUUGGGGCUCAGGCCGGCGACCGCGUGCUGGACAUGUGCGCGGCGCCGGGGACGAAGACGGCGCAGCUCCUGGAGGCGGUGGCCCGCCGGCCUCCGGCGGGUCCGGGGGCGGAGCCCGCGGCUCGCGGCCAGGAGCCCGGGCGGGGUUGGUGGAUUCUGGCAUGGUGGUGGCCAAUGAUGCUGGCGAGUCAGAGCGCAUCCCGCAUUUGCAGCGACUGUUGGCGGGGAGACCCUCCCACGAGCAAGCCACCCUGGUGGUGA
Prorocentrum cordatum is the source of this 806-nucleotide messenger RNA. Lineage: Eukaryota; Dinophyceae; Prorocentrales; Prorocentraceae. The record is from the annotation of a GenBank genome assembly.